ACACAUACAGCUGUCGGGAACCAUGACACAAGAUGACCGAUACAGUGGUCGUCGAGGGACAAGUGAGACUCCGAGAAGGGAAAAAGUGGAAGAGCAGAUGGGUGGUCCUGCGAAAGCCCUCUCCGGUAGCAGACUGCCUGUGUGUGCUGGUCUAUAAAGAACGCAAUAAAGGGCAGCGGGAGAAGAGUCAGCUCACGCUGGGUGACAUCUGUGGGCUGGAGCUCCUGCAGGCUUAUGAAGGAGUGAAUUACGCCCUUACCCUGCUUUGCCUCACACAGUCCCUUACACUUGGCUUCGACAGCAGGGAAAACCUCCUGGCCUGGGACGCGCGCAUACGCUACAGCCUCGGAGACGUCUACAGGUUCAGCGUAAAUGUCCAGCCGGGCACUAAACUGGAGAGCGGUGCAGCCUCACUGCAUCUAUGUAAUAACCUGCUCGCUAUAGCCCGAGACAUCCCUCCAGCAGUGAUUGCGCACUGGAGACUGACUGACCUGAGACGUUAUGGAGCGGUGCCUAAUGGAUUUAUCUUUGAAGGAGGGACACGAUGCGGCUUUUGGACUGGUGUCUUCUUUCUGACCUGUACGGAGGGGGAACAGAUCAGCCUUCUGUUUGACUGCAUUGCUCGAGGCAGCUCUCCAAGCAGGACACCGUUUGGAUUGCGUCCCUCCUUACCAGAUCUCAGCUCUCAUGUGUCCUCUGUGGAGGAGAGGAUCACACAGGAAGCCAGCGAGCUGGAGAAACGCCUCAGCAUGCUAUCAGUGUGUAGCCGCCAGAGCAGCACAGCGUCCCACUCCAGCUCUGCAGGAGAUGCCCGCAGUAUCUCAAGCUCCUCCUCCGAGACUAGCCACUCAGAUGUCAGCCUGAGCAGUCGCCUAGCAACAUGGGCUGACCCAGUUCGAUUCCCAGUUCCUACAGAGCACUCUAUGUCUGUCUCAGGAGCGAUGGGAUCGAGGCCAUCCAGUGAGGAACAUCAUGAAGGAUUAUUCCGGCCCUCGACUAAACCACCCCGCCCUAGAGGACUUCAGGAGGCCGGGCGACAGAGCUCAACUGACAGCGGCAUCGCCACCGGGAGCCACUCAUCCUACUCCGGAAGCUUCUCAUCCUAUACAGGCAGCUUAGAUACAACGCAGGGAGAGAUUGAGGAGUUCGGCUCGGCGAUGAGCCUCACACUGAACACAAAUUCCAGCACAAACCUGACUGCAAACCCCAACACUCCAACUUCCACUUCGAACACAAACCCCAGACUUCCUCCACCGUUCCAAACAUCAAGCACAUUAGCAAGUCCCACUCCCUUACCACCAGGGCACAGACUAUGCAUUUGCCCCAUCAUUGGGGUAUCUGAAGCACGGGAUUUGGAGUACCAGGUGCCUGUUCAGCUCCUGCAGCACUAUGACACCCCUCGUAGACUCAUCCAGCCACACCCCUCCACUUCCUCCUCAACCUCUUCCUCAACCCAGAAGCCUGAGUGUGGCCCAUUAGAGCCACUAGGAAGCUCUGCUUCUCCCAAACUCACUGCACCCAUGAGGCUGAGUGGGAGCGGUGACGGAGUACUACCCCCUGGAGGCUUCACCAUGCAGCGACACAUUCUCUGUCCUCUCUGUGGAGGAUUGAAGAUGGCAGUGCCUUCUCAGCACACACGUUCCUCUCAUGUUCCUGCUGGACUGGAAAAAACAAGGCCUGAAGUGAGCAGCACUGCCGUAUCUGCAGCCCAUGAGGGUGUGAGUGUGGGCCCCUCCACAGAGGCUGAGCAGUUAAGCAGAUACGAGCUGAUGAGUGGCCAAGUCCAGCAAAAGUGUUUUUGGGAGCCUGAGGGACAUUCAUCAGCAGUUCCUACAUCUCCGAGGAGCUCCCUGGGGCUUUUUAGACACUCAUCCUUGUCUGGGAGAUCGUUAGCUCCAUCAGGUGAAUCAAGCUCUACGGUCACAGACCGGCUUCAGGGGGAAUCAAAUUACGUCAACAUCCCUGUUAGUCCCACGUCUAACCGAGAGCUACACUACAUGGAGCUGGACCUGCAGGAUGUACAGGAGCCUGGGCACACGAUCAGAGGGGCCUCCAACACUAAAUAUGCACAGAUUGACCACGUGGCGACAGAAAUGGCUCAGCGAGUGGGAGCCCAGCAUGCACAGGGUAGAGAGGAGAGACUACACGAACUGGAGCAAAGGAGACGAGGAACGCUGAACUAAACACACUGAACAAACAAUCCAUAAACUAAAAAAAAAGUACCAGCAUCUCUCAUGACAUUCACCACCACACAGGAUAUUACCUUUUACUUUCUAAACCUUUGAUUUUUAAUGUUUUUGGAUAUUCAAGUAGCGACUGCAUUAAAUGCACAUGAAAACAUUUUG
Neoarius graeffei (lesser salmon catfish) is the source of this 2345-nucleotide messenger RNA. It is a transcript of the gene dok7b, whose product is annotated as docking protein 7b. The record is from RefSeq and is a predicted model, not a curated record. The transcript has 13 exons. Gene Ontology annotation, molecular function: protein kinase binding. Gene Ontology annotation, biological process: neuromuscular junction development; positive regulation of protein tyrosine kinase activity. NCBI's taxonomy places the organism in Eukaryota, Metazoa, Chordata, Actinopteri, Siluriformes, Ariidae. The coding region runs from base 33 to 2183 and encodes 716 amino acids.